CCGUGACAUGAACCUAAAGUGGAUUUAAACUUAUCCGUGGACUAUCGAGAUGGAAGCCUGUGUGAUGAAACCAGAGGUCAAGAAGAAACCCAAACCAGCUAACCCUCCUCCAAAGCCUCCCAUUGAGACAAAUACAAUUGAGUCCAGUUUACUAGAGAAACCCACCCCAGUCCAGACCCAAUUCCAGACCCAGGUCCAGAAACCAGUGCCAGUGCAGAGGAAGACCCCAGUGGUUCCCCCGCGGCCCUCAGACUCAGAGCUGAGUUACACACAGUACCAUCAGAGGAGACUCCAGGUCAGUGCAAAUGUGGAUCCCAAAGAAAAACGGACUGAAACUCCAGUGAUUCCUCCCAGACCCACAGAGCAGGAACUGAAAUCUCCCAGACAGUUAAGCCAGUGCCGUAGAGACCAGGCCACAGAGCCACAGGGAGGACUUAAGGCCGUCAUGAAGAGUCUGCAGUUCAAAUCCAUAACAAAGCAGAGCAGAGACCCCAGUCCAGACCCGAACUCUGUCGAAGCAUCAACAGAAGAGAAAUCUGAAAAACACAAAGAGGCAGAAACAAAACUGGACAAGAAAAAGGAGCUCUCUGUCAGCUCUGACAGUCUGUCUGAAAACAAGGAAAAAGGUGGAAUUUUCAGUGGGAUGUUCAGAAAGUCUCCCAAAACAACAGAAACGGCUCAGAAUGAAGAGUCUGAGGCCUUGACCAGUGAAGACAGUGUGUCUGAGAACAAUAACAAGGCCAAAGAAAAGGGAGGUGUUUUCAGUGGAAUGUUCAAGAAAUCUCCCAAACCACAAGAGGAGCAGCCAGACGAGGAGAAACAACCUCUCGACGAUGCCGUUUCAACGAGCAGUGGUGAAACUUCUGAAGGGAGUGCUAAGGAAAAAGGAAUUUUCAGUGGGAUGUUCAAGAAAGCCCCUAAACCAACAGAAGAAGCCCUAACUGAUGAGGAGAACUUGGACAAAGAGCUUUCCACCGGCAGUGAAAAUCUGUUAGAGAAAAAGAAGGAGAAAAAUAUUUUCACCAACAUGUUCAAGAGGCAGAAAACAGUGGAAGACCCCGAGCCAGAGAAAGAACAGUCUGGGGAUGAACUUUCAGCAAGUAAUGAAAAUCUGUCUGAGAAUAAACAGGAGAAAAGUAAAUUCACCAACCUCUUUAAGAAACCCCAGAAACCAGCAGAGGGCGCCACAGCUGAGAAGGAACAGUCUGGUGAUGAACUUUCAGCAAGCAAUGAAAAUCUAUCAGAGAAUAAACAGGACAAAGGGAUGUUCAGUGGCCUUCUCAAAAAGACACCAAAGACUCCAAAAGAAAGAGCAGCUUCACCAGAGAGAGAGGACAAAGAAGAGAUGACAGCCAGCAAUGAUGACUUGACUGAAGUGACCAAAGAGAAAAGUAUAUUCACCAACCUCUUUAAGAAACCCCAGAAACCAGCAGAGGGCACCACAGCUGAGAAGGAACAGUCUGGUGAUGAACUUUCAGCAAGCAAUGAAAAUCUAUCGGAGAAUAAACAGGACAAAGGGAUGUUCAGUGGCCUUCUCAAAAAGACACCAAAGACUCCAAAAGAAAGAGCAGCUUCACCAGAUAGGGAGGACAAAGAAGAGAUGACGGCCAGCAAUGAUGACUUGACUGAAGCGACCAAAGAAAAGAAAGGAGGAUUUGCAGGAAUGUUCAAACGAUCUUCAAGUAUUGACAACCUUUUUGACAGUGAGGACAAUAUCUUCACUGGCAUGUUCAAAAAGCCUAAUAAAAAUACAGAGGCGAAAUCUGCAGAUGAGGAUUCUGUUGGAGACACACCACUUUCUGCAAGUUGUGAAAAUUUGUCUGAAGGCUCCAAAACGAAGGAAAAGUCUGGAGGCUUUGCAGGGAUGUUCAAAAAGUCACCAAAACCUUCUCCACGACUGACCACUGAUGAGGAUCCUCUGAGUGACACACAGUUUGAGUUUGGGAGCUGUGACAGCAUCCCAGACAGGAUGGUGCAGGAGGAGAAUCUGUCAGCCAGUAAUGAGGACCUGUUAGCAAAGGAGAAGAAAUCGGGGUUUGCUGGUUUAUUUAAGAGGACGCCCAAGAUUGUUGAACCACAGGACGGUGAAGAUGAGCAGCCAGCAACAGGCCUGGGAAUAAAACGGAGAAGGACAAUUAUGAGGAAAAAAAGAGUUGUGUCGUUCAGAAUAAAAAAGACGCUCCCUAGAUUACCGAAACUCACUGCACAGGGAGCAGACAAAAUGCCGAUGAUUGAAGAAGCAAUGGAAAUGCAGGAACUGAACCCAGAGCAGGAGGAGGCAGUGGAGGUGGAGAAUGUGGAGAUGGCUGCUUAUCCGACUGAAGAAUCCCCCAUGGAGACAGAAGAGGAGGAUGACGAACUGAUGGAGUGGUGGAAAACAGUCGCAGGUUGGGUGGAGUGGAAUGAGACUUCUAAUCAGGAGGAAAAUGAACAAGAAGUGAUGGAGGAAGCUGCCGAUCGUGUGUACAUGGCAGCGCGUCUGUUCGUUCAUCUCUUUAACCAGCGGGGAGCAUCACUGCAGCACAAAAUCCUGGAGCUUUUAGCAUUAGCCGACGCUGCGGACCAGUUUCACAAGAGGACGGUUUCUGCAGCGGUGGGAGGGGGCGUGGCCAGUGUCGCCGGGAGCAUCGCCACCAUCACAGGUCUGAUCUUGGCUCCCUUCACAUUCGGAGCGUCCAUCAUCGUUACAGCUGUGGGGAUCGGAGUGGCCACAGCCGGAAGCAUCACCUCGGCAACGGCCAAUAUCACAGAUGCUGUUCACUCCAACAUGGACCGAAAGAACAUGGAGAAGAUAAUCCAGGGAUACCAGGAGGAGAUCAAGGACAUACGGGAGUGCCUUGAGUUCGUUCAGGAAGGUAUAGACACCCUGCAGGAGUGGGACUUUGAGAAAUUCUCUGAGAGCGCUGCUAAAAAAGCUUUAAACCACAACAUCAAGCAUGUGGUGAAGGAGGGCGGUCGUGCGGGGAAGGCCUUAAUGAUAAACACAGACAAACUGAUCAGCACAGUGCAGGUGCUCGGGGCAGCGGGGGGCGCCGCUAAGGCUGUCCAGGCCAUAAGCGUAACCACUGGAGUCAUGUCCGCUCUGUUUCUCGCACUGGACGUUUUCUUCUUAGCCAAAGAUUCACAUGAACUUCGGAAAGGUGCCAAAACCAAAUUUGCGUCCAAAAUUCGAGACGUGUGCAAAGAUCUACAAGACGGACUUUUGGAGCUGAACAAAGUGAAGACUCAAUUGCAAAAAACGAUGGAUGGAAUCGAGGUGGAGGAAUAUGAGGAAAUACAGGAAGUAGAGGAGGAAGUAGAGGAUGAGUUUGAAUGUGAUCCGGUGAAAUUAGCCGAACUGGAGCAAGAGUUGGAUCUCAUGGAGGAAAAGUUGGAUAAAAAAGUUGAGGAGGAGAAGAAGAGGAAAGAGGAGGAGGAGAGAAGGAAAAAGAAAGAGGAGGAGGAGAGGAAAAGGAAGAAGGAGGAAGAAGCAAAAGCAGCAAAAGAAAAGUUGCUCAAAGAGUCUGAGGAUACAGAGGAUGGAGAUGGCGAUCUUAAAAAAGUCAAAUCUGAUAUUAAAAAGUUAAAAAGUGAAAAAGAACCUAAGAAAUUAGAUGAGGAGAAAUCGGAAAGCGUUUACAGCGUUAAAGAAUCUCUUAAGGAAUUCUUUAAAGAUCCCAUUUUGAAAGUUACAAAGAAAGACAAAGAAUUGGAAAACAAAAUUGCAGCAGAUAAGGAGAAAGGUGAGAAGGAUAAAUCAAUAUUGGGAAAGAAAUCGCACAAGAAGGAAGCUAGUUUGUCCGGAAAAGAGUUAUUAGAAGGUAAGGAAGAAGAGGAAAAGUUGGAAAAAACUAAAAGUAAAAAACAAGACGAUAAAAUGAAGGUUAAGAGUCAGAAAGAGGGUCAGACAGCUAAGCAAGAUUCAAAAACUGAUGAGAAAAAUAUUAGUAAAGGAGAGGAGGAGAAAGGUUCCUUGACUAAACAGGAGGUAACAGCUAAGGUUAAUCCAAAAGUUUCAGUCAAAAAUCAGGAAGAAAUUAAAGAUGAUGUGACUAAAGCUGAGGAAAAAUCAAAUUUCAAAAGCUUACGAGAAAGCUGGUUGGCCAAACAGGAAAAUGCUGAGGAAAAAGUUUAUUCCAAAAGUGUGAAAGACAUUCCUAAAUUUGAGACAAAUGUAGAUCAAAAAGUUAAGAGUCUUAGAGAGAGCUGGAUGGCAAAAGAAGAUGUCAAGACUAAAAGUGAUGAAAAAGUUGUGAUUCCUAAAGAAAGUUAUAAGGUACAAGAGGAAAAAUUAAAGGUUGACAGUCCAAGUUUGUCAAGUAGGAAACUAGAAAGUACUUCAAAAAGCCUUCAUAGUAGUAGCCAUAGUAGUAGUAGUAGCAGUAGUUUUAGAACUGAUAGGAGUAAAUUAGAACAUCACCAUGGCGAUGGAGAGAGGAGGGAGCGCUUGGACAGAGAGGGAUGGCGCAGCUGGGUGGAGCCGGAGCAUCAUUCAAGGAAAGAACUGAAAGAGGAAAAACAAAGCGGACAUUUUGAAAAAGGCGACGAGGCGGAGAGAGGGAGUAGGAGGAGCCAUAGAGAAAGUGGGAGGAGUCAUGGGGGUGAUGUGCGGAGUCAUGCUGAAAGUGAGAGGGACCAUAAAGAGAGUAGGAGUAGCCAUAGAGAUCAUGAAAAGUCAGAAGAUAGGGAAAGUAGGAGGAGCCACAGAGAGAAGGAUGUUGACGUAGAAAGUAGGAGUGGCCACAGGGAGAGUGGGAGGAGUUCUAGAAGUAAUCAUGGAGCUAAAGAUCCUGCAAGUGGCUAUAAAGACACCAGGGGGAGCCACAGAGACAUUGAUGCAGAAAUUAGGAGUGACAACAGGGAAAGUGGGAGGAGCCAUAGAGAUCAUGAUAAAGGAGAAAGAGAAAGUAGGAGGAGCCACAAAGAUAGUGAGAGACGGCGAGAGCACGGUGGAUCACGACCAAGGUCUAAUGCUCUGCUUGAUGAUGGACUGUACAUUUAGCACAAAAAGUUAAAGCCAUAAUGCGGAACAUAAUGGGUUACGUACACUUUAUUGUCCAGGAAAGCAUCGUGCAGGAACUCGUCAAACUGUAGUUAACAAAAUGUAUUUUUAAUCUGAGCUGUAUUAAAAAGCCAUAAACAUAAAUGUAAUUCUAAAACUAUGUGCUAUAUGCUACUUUGAUGGGCUUGAACUAUUAUACAGGGUGUCUAAAAAAAUUGGACAUAAUUUUAAAGGCAAUUAUCUUAAAACUACUAAGUCUAGCUUAAUGAAAUUGAACAGUUUAGGUGUUGUACAUCAUACGUUUAUUAUGGGAGUUUGUUUUUCCAGUGGUGGUUUUUCCAAAUGUUGCAUUGAAGACACGCUGCACAGUCUUGGGUGACUGUGUGCGAACAUAUUCCAAGAUACAAAAUCACUUCUUUUUGGGAGUGAAUGGCAUGGCCCAACCUGAAAACGGAACAAAAAUAAAACAUUAAAUAUAAAAUCUUGAUCUGUUUCUAUACAUUCUCUAAAAAAUUGAGGUUAUUUCAACAAGCACUGCCAAAAUUAUUGGCCUGCGAAAUUAUGCAUAUUUUUUGGGACAACCUGUAUCUUGACAGAUAUUGAUAGAUUAGGCUAUAAAGCAUCAAUUUGUACAUUUUGGUACCCAAAACACUCCUUUUUGUACUGUGUUAUGUCUGUGGUGUAAUUAAUAGCAUUUUUUCAAAAGAUUUGUAUGUGCAUAUAUUGUUCGUCAUUAACAUUUUCUAAACCACUUGUGAUCUGAAUCCAAACUGUUACAAAAAACUGGAGAUACAUUUUUACUGUCAUAAGCUCACUCUGAGCACUCAAAAAACUAAAAUGACAAAAUAAACCAAAACAGUUUUUUAUGCAAGACGAAACCAGUAAGUUACACAGUUGAUCUUUAAAUAGUAAACCACUGGCAUAGAGAAUUGUGUCCAAAAGGUUUGAAUGUACAUCAUGACUUAUAUAUUUUAUUAUUUAGCAUAUUUAUUUACUAUUUUACUGUUUAAUUUGGCUUUUGUAGGGAAAAUGAUUUACAUAUGGAAAGUGGACGUAUUUGUGUAACAUUCUUUCAUAAAAUUUACAUAAACUGCA
Boleophthalmus pectinirostris (great blue-spotted mudskipper) is the source of this 6076-nucleotide messenger RNA. Its product is annotated as titin homolog. Gene Ontology annotation, molecular function: lipid binding. Gene Ontology annotation, cellular component: extracellular region; membrane. The coding region runs from base 50 to 4981 and encodes 1643 amino acids. The transcript has 42 exons. NCBI's taxonomy places the organism in Eukaryota, Metazoa, Chordata, Actinopteri, Gobiiformes, Gobiidae. Gene Ontology annotation, biological process: lipoprotein metabolic process; lipid transport. The record is from RefSeq and is a predicted model, not a curated record.